AUGGUCGCAAUUUGCACCAACGGGCACCUCAUGUGUGCCGGCUGCUUCAUCCACCUGCUGGCGGAUGCCCGGCUGAAGGAGGAGCAGGCCACCUGUCCCAACUGCCGCUGUGAGAUCAGCAAGAGCCUGUGUUGCCGAAACCUGGCUGUGGAGAAGGCAGUGAGCGAGCUGCCGUCAGAGUGUGGCUUCUGCAUGCGGCAGUUCCCCCGCUCCUUGCUGGAGAGACACCAGAAGGAGGAGUGCCAGGACAGGGUGACUCAGUGCAAGUACAAACGGAUCGGGUGCCCAUGGCAGGGGCCAUACCAUGAGCUGACUGUGCACGAAGCCGAGUGUACGCACCCAACAAAGACCGGGAACGAACUGAUGGAGAUUCUGGAUGAAAUGGACCAAACGCAUAAAAAAGAAAUGCAGCUGUAUAACAGCAUCUUCAGCCUGCUGAGCUUUGAGAAGAUUGGCUAUACAGAAGUUCAGUUCCGUCCCUACAGAACAGACGACUUCAUCACGCGCCUCUACUACGAGACGCCCAGGUUCACCGUGCUGAACCAGACCUGGGUGCUCAAGGCCCGCGUCAAUGACUCUGAGCGCAACCCCAACCUGUCCUGCAAGCGCACUCUCUCCUUCCAGCUCAUUCUGAAAAGCAAGAUCAACUCCCCUAUGGAGUGCUCCUUCCUGCUCCUCAAGGGACCCUACGACGAUGUGAAAAUCAACCCUGUGAUCUAUCACUUUGUCUUUACCAAUGAAAACAAUGAGACGGAUUACGUGCCGCUCCCCAUCAUAGACUCCGUGGAAUGUAACAAACUGCUGGCGGCCAAGAACAUCAACUUGCGGCUUUUUAUAUUCCAGAUACAGAAAUAGGCAAGGCUUAGUUAUGCUGGAAGUUACCAAGAAAGCGCCACUGAACCACAGUUACCUCGUAUGGCUGCCUGUGCCAGUUGUGAUCUCACACUAAUUCGAUCAUUUGAAAAAAAACAAAAAGGAAACGAAAGCAAAGCGUCUGCAUGUGUAUGCAACAGCGUAAGCAGUCACCGCCUCCCUCCUCCUUCCCCUUUCCCCAUCUGCACUAGGGACAGCCAGGAACGGAGCCAGACCCCUCCUGGAGGGCUGGCAUGGGGGGGACUGGCAGCCGGGUGCCCCCUGGUUGCGGCUGAGUGAAGAGCGCUCUGGAACGCAAGUCGGGGAGCCGUGGCUCCGACCCGUUCUGCUGUGCCACGGAGGAGCAGAGGGAUGGUGUUGUGGUUAAGUGUGUGGCCAUGGUGUUGCAGCGUGGGGGCUGUGGAGGGGGUGGUUUUACCUGUAUCUCCUCCUCCUUCCAGCCGCCCAUUGGUAUGAACGAACCCCGAUAACUGUUAGCGUCCCAUUUCGGUUAUGGGGCGGGGAGUGCUGGGGCAGCUCUCUCUGGAAGACAGGGCUGGGGAGCGCGGAGUUUCUUACCGGAUGUGCAGCGUGGGGCCUCUCUCUCUUUUACUAGUUAGAAUAAAAACCUGGGGAUUUUUCAGUCGGUCCUAUUUUUCUUUCCUUUCAGAAGGUGCCAGCCAGUGGUUUGGGGAGCUUCUGCCCAUGGGGUUGAAGUUCCACCCUCCAGUGGGAAGGGGUGGAGGCAGGGAGAGGCAAUGUUACUGUAGUGCAUUACGUUUGAAAAAGUUCCAAAGAACCCAACCCCCCAUUGUAUAUAGUUUGUACAAACUAACCCUUCAUUCCAGUAUUCCUUCCCCUGGCCACGGGGUCCAGCCGUUAACUGUUGCAAUGGUUUGUCGUGGAAGAGUCGGAGAGGCACGGUGAGGAUGACAAAAGGCCUACACUGGACAUUGCACGAUCUCCUCUGGAGUUGUGACACAGACCUCCUGGACUGAGCCGGCUUUCCUGGUAAUUCCCAAGCAAAGAUACCUUGACUGUCUAGGAACGUAGAAGUGGGUUUAUUGGACUGUUCUGGUGGCCAGUGGAUCAGAACGGUUCUUAGUCCUCUUCCCCCACAAGUGACAUCAUGGGAUGAUACAGACAGAGCGCCGUCUCUCAGAUUCAUUUUGUAUUGCCCUUCACGGAGAAAUAACCGAGAGGCCAUUUCAUUUCUUUCCGCAGCUGCGUGCAACAUAGUGCAGGCUGACAUUUUACCUGAGACCAGAGGAGCUCCGUAGACACCGAAUCUAAAUUCGCUCAGCCCUUUCGGAAUGCAGGGUGAAAUUCUGUCCCUUUCCGGUUUUGCCAAAACUUGAUUUUCUUGCAAAACAGGAAAAAAAAAAGAGUUCCAGGCUCUUCUAGCAAUUAUGCAAUUUUACAGUGUGAUAAAUAUUUUUUAUAUAUUGACUA
Alligator sinensis (Chinese alligator) is the source of this 2304-nucleotide messenger RNA. Its product is annotated as cysteine and histidine-rich protein 1-A. Gene Ontology annotation, cellular component: nucleus. Gene Ontology annotation, molecular function: zinc ion binding. The record is from RefSeq and is a predicted model, not a curated record. NCBI's taxonomy places the organism in Eukaryota, Metazoa, Chordata, Crocodylia, Alligatoridae. Bases 1 to 855 code for a protein of 284 amino acids. The transcript has 4 exons.